Molecule: messenger RNA, 3674 nt
Organism: Lepisosteus oculatus (spotted gar)
Lineage: Eukaryota; Metazoa; Chordata; Actinopteri; Semionotiformes; Lepisosteidae
Gene: pde12
Product: phosphodiesterase 12
Biological process (GO): nuclear-transcribed mRNA catabolic process, deadenylation-dependent decay
Cellular component (GO): mitochondrion
Molecular function (GO): 3'-5'-RNA exonuclease activity
Source: RefSeq, a predicted model, not a curated record
UCACUGGAAAGAUAUGAAUAAAGUAUAACAGGAGCAUCAUAACUAGGAAAUAAACCCACAACCCUCCAGGAUGAAUUUAAAGAGCCAUCGCCACUAAUCCUGCUAGGUACUGCGACAAAAUGUAGUACUGUCACAUCACAUCUUUGAAAAAAAGGCGUUUUGAAGGUUAUCAAAAAGAAACAGAAUAAUUAACACUUUGGUACACGCGACGAAAAACAAAACAAAAAAAUAUCCUGUUUGAAAAAACCUUGCGUAACUUCUACAUUACAUAUUUUGUUACACGCCUAUCCGGAAAGCGUACAAAAAAUAAACCUAGCCUCUUCCUCGUUGGACUUUUCAUCACGAAAUCAAUACUCGCAUUUUCGAUGCACGUACAAUAUGCCAAUUUUAAAAUAAAGAAAAUUAAAUUAAAACGAAACUAUAACUCAAGUGGAUCUGCUCUUUAUUAGCUGCACCAAUGAACGGACGGGCCUGAUUCAAGCUAUGCUUUUUCUGGUGCGAUCUUUUGUAUCGAAACUGCUACUUUUGAAACGGUGGUAGUUUUACUGUGCUGCAGUUGUCCAUGUUUCAAGUUUGAUUGAGAGAGAAUCCGGCGCUGAUGUAUAGGUGUCUAGCUUGUAUUAGUCACCGUUUUUCUAAAACCUUGUCUCCUUACUGGUUUGGAACUGGGGAAUCAGUCUGGGGGCCUGGAAAUAGAUUUGGCCGGCGGUUCUUCGGAAGGAUGGAAAGAGCCGUUGUACGAUGCGUACCGUGGGAGACCAAGAUAACCAUUUCUUUCACUCUGGACGGCAGUCAGAAGCACAUGCUGAGGGAUCAGACGGAAGAGCUCGGCAAAGCGCUGUCGAGAAUAGCUAACAGCGUAAUCAAGGGCCAAGCUAAAGAAAAAAGGUCCAAAAAGAAAAAAUCGGAGCUGACAGAAGUCCAGGAACCCGUCGUAAAACUUUACUACAUGGAUGACUUUGUAGCAGAGGACGCGCUCAAUGCAGAUGCCUGGCAGGAUGGAGCCGUUCUGCAUGUAGGAGACAGCAGGUACAAAGUGGAAAGAAACCCUCCUGCGUUCAUCACCGCAGAGCUCCCCAAAUCACUCUUAGCCGGCUUCCCCGUCUGCACGAAGUUGGUGAUUGAGUUUGGAGAGCUGAAGCACUGUCAGUUUACGUGGUACAAGGAGAAAGCUCCAAACGCCGAGAAAGACGGUGUGGAAAACUGCUGGAUAGAGGCAGGCAAUGAACGAGUAUUCACGCCGUCCAAUGCGGAUAUUGGAUUAAAGCUCAAAUUGAAAUGCACCCCUGGGAACGGCGAAAGGUUUGGGGUUUCAAAAGAGGUAGUAACUCCGGGGCCCGUGGAAGCGGGUCCAGGUAGUUGCACUUUCGACAACAGACAUCUGUACACCAACAAGGUCACGGACGAGUCAACGAUCAGAGCGGUUUCCUACAAUAUUUUGGCGGACAUAUAUGCGCAAACGGAACUUUCCAAAACCGUGCUGUACCCCUACUGCGCUCCAUACGCCUUGGAGAUCGAUUACAGACAGAGUUUGAUCAAGAAAGAGCUGGCCGGCUACAACGCGGACAUCGUUUGCCUCCAGGAGGUUGAUAAGUGCGUCUUCGCGGACAGUCUGUCACCUGCCCUCGACGCCUUCGACAUGGACGGGGUGUUCAGACUAAAGGAGAAGCAACACGAGGGUUUAGCCACGUACUUCAGGAGGUCCAAGUUUGAGCUACUGAGUCAGCACGAUAUAACGCUGAGCGAAGCUUUGCUAUCCGAUCCGCUGCACCGGGAGCUGUUGGAGAGGGUAUCCACCAAUCCAGUCCUAAAGGAAAAUGUCAUACAGAGAUCAACGACUCUCCAGGUGACUGUGCUGCAGUCAGUGAAAGAUGUCUCCAGAAAGCUGUGUGUUGCCAACACCCAUUUGUACUGGCACCCCAAAGGCGGGCACAUCCGGCUGAUCCAGAUGGCCAUCGCCCUGCGACACCUGAGCUGGGUGACGUCGGGACCCCACCCCGGCAUCCCUCUGCUCUUCUCCGGGGACUUCAACAGCACGCCCUCCACAGGGAUGUACCAGCUGGUGACUCAGGGCGCGGUGCCCGAGAGCCACGAGGACUGGGCGUCCAAUGGAGAAGAGGAGCUCUGCCCGCUGGCCGUGAGCAACCCCUUCCAGCUGCAGAGCGCCUGUGGGGAGCCAGCCUACACCAACUACGUGGGCGGCUUCCACGGGUGCCUGGACUACAUCUUCAUUGAGCCUCGGGCCCUCCAGGUGGAGCAGGUCAUCCCCAUGCCCAGCCACCAGGAGGUCACCACACACCAGGCCCUGCCCAGCGUCCUGCACCCCUCCGACCACAUCGCGCUCGUCUGUGACAUCAAGUGGAAGUGAUCUCCUCUCCUACCUCCGUCUUGGGAGAGGCAGCCCCACCACCAGACGUGGUUUCAGCACUGUAGCGUUAGGAAACCGACUUGUAAUAAUCGACGUUUGGAAGGCUGUCGAUUUCGGACUUUUCCCACACAUUUCUGAUCUUCAUUGAAAGUUAACUUUUUCCCCAGCACUAAAUUGCGCUAAAAUGUCAACUUUGUGAGUUGCAUCAGAACCGUGUCAGAUUCUCUCCUGAAACCACAGUAAGAUCACAGUCCCCACUGUAGAUUUAAUGAACAGAAAAAGUUCACAGGUGGUGUCAGAAAUGAAUCGUUGGAGUAUGAACUUGGCCUGCUCCCAGCGUUCGAGUAGAGAGCAACGUCAGCAUGUGUAGGCUGUAAAGGAACAGGUAAAGGUUUAUUCCAUGCAGAAAGGAAAUGAAAGAGACGCAGCCUUUUGGCUUUAUCUGCUUUGCCUGUUCCUUUGCACAGUAUUACUGUGUUCGUAGACACACACGUUACCUGAUUUCUAAAGCUUUUUUGCAAGAGCAAAAACUAAAAUUGACACUAGUGACACAGUGAGAAGAACUUCUCGGACUACAUGCAGAUGUUCCUUUUUCAGUAAUGUGUUAAGAAUCCUUUAAUGUUUAUGAAUGUCCAAUCAUUUUGUACAACCACCUUUUUUCCCCACAGCUUGUCAUGACAUUUCACUUUGUGAAAUGUUUAUGACAAACAACAUGUAAAAUUGUUCUAAGGAUUUCAAACUGACAGUAAUGAAUAACAAUUUGACUUACUAGCUAAUCAAGAAUACCAGUAUGCUGUAUCACAGAACAAUUAGAGCUGGUAAAUUACCAUUUAAUAAUGAAUAGACAUAUCACUACCCCUUUAAAGCAACUUGCUCAAAGGUUUUUGUAUUUUUGGUGUUUGGCCGCCUCCAAAAACCUGUGUGGCAUGAUAUUUUAAUUCCUAAUGUAAUUAGUGCUCAUUUAGGGGAUGUGUUUGAUGAGUUAGAAAGCUGAACAGUACCAGUAAUAUUACCUUCAGGGUGUAUUGGGAUAUGUUCAUAAAGCUAAAAUGUGUCUCAUAGUUUUAGCCCUUUCCACUUAGUGAUCAUGAUGCUUUUGCAAAACCGAAAUAUUCUUACAUGGUCAAAUCAUGCUCCUCGUGCGGUUCAUGCAUCAGCAAGCCUUGUUUAAAAUGUCAAUGCUGGGCUCAAUGUUUGAAAAGAAGUCUUCAUGUGUGUUUGAAAUGAGGAAUCAGACAUACAAGGAGUCUCGGAGCUUGUAAAACGAUGGAAAUUACAGAAUAAAUGGUGAUGCUAUUUCAUUUUU